GCUCUAACGUCGCAGUUACUGACAGCUUCUCCUGCUCGAAAACUUGUGUGGGAUGACCGAUUUCAACAUUGAUGUGUUCAAGUACCUGGAGGAAACUCUUGCGAAGCGAAUCAUGUUCCUAGAUGGUGCCAUGGGUACCAUGGUGCAGCGUCUUAAGCUCCAAGAAUCUGACUUCAGAGGCGAGGAGUUCAAGGAUUGGGUUAAAGACUUACGCGGAAACAACGACUUGUUGACCUUCACUAAGGCCGAUGCUAUUUACGACAUCCACAGACUUUACUUGGAAGCUGGUUCAGAUAUGAUCGAAACCAAUACUUUCAGUUCUACCAGCAUUGCUCAGCUCGAUUAUGCCCUCGAGAACUAUGCUUAUAGAUUGAACAAAGAGGGUGCCGCACUGGCCAAGAGAGCUUGUCAAGAUGUUUGGAGAGAAACUGGUGUUCCUCGUUUCGUGUGCGGUGCAUUGGGUCCCACUAACCGUACUGCAUCUAUUUCUCCCUCCGUCGAGAAUCCUGCUUUCCGUAACGUCACCUUUGACGAGCUCGUUGAAGCUUACGCUGAACAGACCAGAGGUCUUCUUGAUGGUGGUGCUGAUAUUCUUUUGGUCGAAACUAUUUUCGAUACCCUUAAUGCCAAGGCUGCCCUCUAUGCCAUUGAUGUCGUCAUUGAAGAAGACAAGCGCCCAAAGGUUCCCAUUUUUAUCUCUGGUACCAUUGUCGAUCAGAGUGGUCGUACCCUGUCCGGUCAGACCGGUGAAGCAUUUGUCACAUCCCUUAAGCACUCUAACCCUGUGGCCUUCGGUCUCAACUGUGCUCUUGGUGCCGAUCAAAUGAAGCCUUUUAUUCAAAACAUCAGUAGAUUCACAGAUGCGCAUAUCAUUUGUUAUCCCAAUGCUGGUUUACCUAAUGCUAUGGGUGAAUACGAUGAAAGUCCUGCUGCUAUGGCUAAAAACGUUGAACCUUUCGCCAAGGAAGGUCUUGUCACCAUUCUCGGUGGUUGCUGCGGUACCACUCCUGAUCACAUCAAGGCUGUUGCAGAUAUUUGCCGUAAAUACCCUCCUCGUCCCAAGCCUGCUAAGAACGAUGACGACUGCAUGUUGCUUUCUGGUCUCGAAGUCUUGCGAGUCGAUAAGACUACCAACUUCCUCAACGUUGGAGAGCGUUGUAACGUCGCAGGUUCUCGCAAGUUCUGCCGUCACAUUUUGAAGGGAGAAUACGAAGAAGCACUUGCCAUUGCCCGAGCUCAAGUCGAGAAUGGUGCUCAGAUCGUUGAUUGUAAUUUUGACGAAGGUCUGCUUGACGGAAAGGCUGCCAUGACUAAAUUUUUGAACAUGCUUGCUUCCGAUCCUGACUGUUCUAGAGUUCCUCUUAUGGUGGAUUCUUCCAACUUCGCUGUCAUUGAAGCCGGUUUGAAGUGUGCUCAAGGCAAAUGCAUUGUCAAUUCCAUUUCCCUCAAGGAAGGCAAAGAUGAUUUUGUCAAGAAGGCCAAGAUCAUCAAGCGCUUUGGUGCUGCCGUUGUUGUUAUGGCCUUCGAUGAAGUGGGUCAAGCCGCUGAAGCUGAUCGUAAGGUUGAAAUCUGUACUCGUGAAUACAACAUUCUUGUCGAUGAAGUUGGCUUUAAUCCUCAAGAUAUCAUUUUCGACCCCAACAUUUUGACUAUUGCCACCGGCAUGGAGGAACACAACAACUAUGGUGUUGAAUUCAUUGAAGCUACCCGCCGCAUCAAAGAAACACUUCCAGGCGCCAAGGUCUCUGGUGGUGUCUCCAACUUGUCCUUUGCUUUCAGAGGUAUGGACAAGGUCCGUGAAGCUAUGCAUUCCGUCUUUUUGUACCACGCUAUCAAGGUUGGCAUGGACAUGGGUAUCGUCAAUGCCGGUUUUUUGACUGUCUACGAUGACAUUCCCAAGGAUUUGCUUGAACUUUGUGAGAAUGCUGUUUGGAACAAGGAUCCUGAGGUCACCGAAAAGCUUUUGGAAUACGCCAAGGCUCACUCUAAGGACGCAAAGAAGGAUGAAGAUGAAGAGGAAUGGCGAUCAUUGCCUGUGACUGAGCGUAUCUCCCAUGCUUUGGUCAAGGGUAUUAUGAAGCAUAUUCUUGAAGAUACUGAAGAAGCAAGACAAGACAAGGAAAAAUACCCUCGUGCUCUCAAUGUCAUUGAAGGUCCGCUGAUGUCUGGUAUGAACGUUGUUGGUGAUUUGUUCGGUAAAGGAAAGAUGUUCUUGCCCCAAGUUAUUCGUUCUGCACGUGUUAUGAAGAAGGCUGUUGCUCACUUGGUCGAAUUCAUCAAGAUUGAAAAGGAAGAAGAUAUGUUGCUCACUGGAGCCACCGAGAUUAAAGGCAACGGUACUGUGGUUAUGGCCACCGUUAAGGGUGAUGUCCACGACAUUGGCAAAAACAUUUGUGGUGUCGUUUUAGGUUGCAAUAAUUACAGGGUCAUCGAUAUGGGUGUCAUGGUCCCCUGUGAUAGAAUCAUUGCCAAGGCUAUUGAAGAAAAGGCUGAUAUUAUUGGUCUCUCUGGACUGAUUACUCCUUCACUUGAAGAAAUGGUGAUUGUUGCUAAAGAAUGUCAGAAGGCCGGAUUGAAAAUUCCUAUUCUCAUUGGCGGAGCUACUACUAGCAAGAUGCACACUGCCGUCAAGAUUGAACCUCAGUACUCCUGCCCAGUUGUCUACGUUUUGGAUGCUUCCCGUAGUGUGCCUGUUGUUGCCAGUCUUUUGGAUGAUAACCGAAAGGAGGACUUUGCCGAGGAUGUUCGCGAAGAAUAUGCCGAGAUGCGCGAAGAGUAUUACGAAGGCUUAGAGGAGAAGCGCUUGCUCACAUUGGCCGCUGCACGCGAAAAGGCAAUGAAGAUUAAUUGGCAAGUGACGCCACCGCCACACAAACCCAACGUUAUGGGCACUAAAGUUCUAGAUGACUAUCCGCUUGAGAAGCUUCUGGACCACAUCGAUUGGAAUCCUUUCUUCCAAGUGUUCCAACUUCGAGGUCGUUACCCCAAUCGAGGCUUCCCCAAGAUUUUCGAUGAUGAGGCGGUUGGAUCUGAAGCCAAGCGAUUGUACAAUGAUGCACAAGACAUGCUCAAGGAAAUUGUCGCCAACAAAUCUUUGAAGGCCCAGGGUAUUAUUGGCUUCUACCCUGCUAAUUCAAAUGGGGAUGACAUUGAAGUAUAUACUGACGAGACCCGAAGCGAAGUAAAGGCAACCUUUUACGGACUGCGCCAACAAUCUGAAAAGGAAACCGACGAGCCCUAUUACUGCUUAUCCGACUUUGUGGCUCCCAAGGGCAUUGAUGACUAUAUUGGUAUGUUCGCUGUUAGUACUGGAUUUGGAUGUGACGAAUUAGUGGACAAGUACGAGAAGGAUCAUGAUGAUUACUCCAUCAUUAUGGCCAAGGCUCUCGCUGAUCGAUUGGCUGAAGCAUUUGCUGAAUUGCUCCAUGAAGAAGUUCGUAAGGAAUAUUGGGGUUAUGCUACCGAUGAAACCCUAUCCGCUGCCGAUUUGUUUGCACUCCGUUACCAAGGUAUUCGUCCCGCUCCAGGCUAUCCUUCACAGCCCGACCAUUUGGAAAAGAGAACAAUGUGGGAUUUAGGUGAUAUUGCCAGCUUGACCGACAUUACUCUAACGGAUUCAUUGGCUAUGAACCCCGCUGCUGCUGUGAGUGGUUUAUACUUUGCUCAUCCUGAGAGCAAAUACUUUGCCGUUGGCAAGAUCGACAAGGACCAAAUUGUUGACUAUGCUAACCGCAAGAAGAUCCCUGUCGAAGAAGCUGAGAAAUGGCUGGCUACAAUUCUCGCCUAUGACAUAUAAGUCCAUAGUCCAUUGAAAUUGUAAUCGGUCAAGCUCAUGUCAAUUUCGGAGCCUAGAAUAUUUUUUUUUUAGUUCACAUUGUCUGUCGUUUGAAGCGAUAGGCAUUAAAGCGCCCUCUCAUUUGUUUUAUUGAAUCUCUUUUAUACACACACACACUUUAUUCUGCUUGUUCUUUAUAAUAAAGCCAGGGAGGUCUUCCCCUAAAAACAUGAUUGUGGCUUACAGAAGACGCA
Messenger RNA from Umbelopsis ramanniana AG, 4029 nucleotides. RefSeq lists its product as uncharacterized. Gene Ontology annotation, biological process: pteridine-containing compound metabolic process. The record is from RefSeq and is a predicted model, not a curated record. The coding region runs from base 53 to 3796 and encodes 1247 amino acids. NCBI's taxonomy places the organism in Eukaryota, Fungi, Mucoromycota, Umbelopsidomycetes, Umbelopsidales, Umbelopsidaceae. Gene Ontology annotation, molecular function: zinc ion binding; methionine synthase activity; cobalamin binding. The transcript is spliced from 12 exons.